Molecule: messenger RNA, 1457 nt
Organism: Notolabrus celidotus (New Zealand spotty)
Lineage: Eukaryota; Metazoa; Chordata; Actinopteri; Labriformes; Labridae
Gene: gabrg1
Product: gamma-aminobutyric acid type A receptor subunit gamma1
Exons: 9
Coding region: 1-1383 (460 amino acids)
Biological process (GO): regulation of postsynaptic membrane potential; chloride transport; nervous system process
Cellular component (GO): postsynapse; GABA-A receptor complex; synapse
Molecular function (GO): benzodiazepine receptor activity; inhibitory extracellular ligand-gated monoatomic ion channel activity; GABA-gated chloride ion channel activity
Source: RefSeq, a predicted model, not a curated record
AUGAAGGGACUCUUUGUCGGAUCCGCGCGGGACGAAGCCAUGAACCCCUGGCUGCUCCUGGCUCUGCUCGGACUCUGUUCAGCCAUCAGUCCCAGUAAACAGGAUGAGGAGGACUAUGAAGACGUGCCCAUAAAUAAGACCUGGGUGUUAUCACCAAAGGUCUAUGAGAGCGAUGUGACUCUGAUCCUGAACAAACUGCUGCACGGAUACGACAACAAGCUGCGGCCCGACAUCGGAGUGAGGCCGACAGUGAUUGAGACCGCCGUGUACGUCAACAGCAUCGGACCCGUUGACCCCAUCAACAUGGAGUACACUAUUGACAUCUUCUUCGCCCAAACGUGGUACGACAGCCGGCUGAAGUUCAACAGCACGAUGAAGCAGCUCAUGCUCAACAGCAACAUGGUAGGCAAAAUCUGGAUUCCCGACACGUUCUUCAGGAACUCCCGCAAAUCAGACGCCCACUGGAUCACCACGCCGAACCGCCUCCUGCGGCUGUGGAGUAAUGGACGAGUCAUGUACACUCUGAGGUUGACUAUUAAUGCGGAGUGUUACCUUAAGCUGCAUAACUUUCCAAUGGAUGAGCACUCGUGUCCUCUGGAGUUUUCAAGCUAUGGUUACCCAAAGAAUGAGAUCAUGUACAGGUGGCAGAGACGGGCGGUGGAGGUGGCAGACCAGCGGUACUGGAGACUCUACCAGUUUGCGUUUGUCGGAUUAAGGAACAGCACUGAUGUGGCACACACCCAAUCAGGAGAAUACGUCAUCAUGACGAUCUUCUUUGACCUGAGUCGGAGAAUGGGCUACUUCACCAUCCAGACCUACAUUCCCUGCAGUAUGAUCGUGGUCUUGUCCUGGGUCUCCUUCUGGAUCAACAAGGAUGCUGUCCCUGCUCGCACAUCUCUAGGUAUCACCACUGUGCUCACCAUGACGACUCUGAGCACCAUCUCCAGGAAGUCUCUCCCCAAGGUUUCCUAUGUCACGGCCAUGGACCUCUUUGUUUCUGUCUGCUUCAUCUUCACCUUCGCUGCCCUCAUGGAGUACGGCACUCUGCACUACUUCACAAGCAACAGACAGACCAAGAAAUCUAAAGCCAACAAUAACGCACAGAAAUCAUCCAGCAUGGUAAACAUCCGACCCGGCACGUCCCUGCUGCAGAUGAACAACAUCGUGCCCUAUCACGAGGAGCCUGACUACGCCUACGAGUGCUUGGAUGGAAAAGACUGCGCCAGCUUCUUCUGCUGUUUCGACGACUGCCGUUCAGGUGCCUGGCGCGAAAACAGGAUGCACGUACGGGUUUCCAAGAUAGAUUCCUACUCCCGAAUAUUCUUCCCCACUGCUUUUGGCCUUUUCAAUCUGGUUUAUUGGAUAGGUUAUCUUUAUCUAUAAAACCACCACCUCAAAAACAGGACGACUGGAGUUUGACGUCUGCAAGCAUUUCUCAGAUGUUAAGCUGCUCUUGU